AUGCCAAGUUUUCUUGAUAUUAUAAUAUUAGAAAAACUUACAAGUGAUAUUUAUUUGCAAUCUAUUUCAGGAGAAAUAUGGGGAAUUGAUGAACAUCAGAAAAUCCCGGAGAGACUUUUGACACAGUUUGAAAAUAAAUUCAUAAAAACAAUGACUGAAGAAAAAGUCAAUGACUGUCAUAGGAUAUUUGCAAGAAGUGCAUUUCCUCUGAACUCAGGCUUUUUUCCUUCCAGUCACAAUCUCUAUGAAUAUGAUUUGUUUAAAGAGUAUUUAGAACAUAAUAAUUUAAGCUAUCAAAAUAAUGAGAGAAUCCUUAUAAGAAAGGAAUACUAUGAAUAUAAUGAACCUAUGAAAUCAUUUGGCAAUAGCUUAUCACAUCUUGUAGUAACACCCUUUAAAUGUAAUCAUUGUGGGAAGGGAUUUACUCAAACCUUGGACCUCAUCAGACACCUGAGAAUUCAUACUGGAGAGAAACCCUAUGAAUGUAAAAAAUGUAGAAAAGCCUUCAGUCAAAAAGAAAAACUCACUAAACAUCAUAAAAUUCACAGUAGGGAGCAGACUUAUGAAUGUAAUGAAUGUAGAAAAACUUUCAUUAAAAUGUCAAAUCUCAUUAGACAUCAAAGAAUUCAUACUGGAGAGAAACCCUAUGCAUGUAAGGAAUGUGGGAAAUCCUUCAGCCAGAAAUCAAAUCUCAUUGAUCAUGAAAAAAUUCAUACUGGAGAGAAACCUUAUGAAUGUAGUGAGUGUGGAAAAGCAUUCAGUCAGAAGCAAAGCCUCACUGCACAUCAGAAAGUUCAUACUGGGGAGAAACCUUAUGCAUGCAAUGAAUGUGGUAAAGCUUUCCCUCGAAUUGCAUCCCUUGCUCUUCAUAUGAGAAGUCAUACAGGAGAAAAACCAUAUAAAUGUGAUAAAUGUGGAAAAGCCUUUUCUCAGUUUUCCAUGCUUAUUAUACAUGUGAGAAUUCAUACAGGUGAGAAACCCUAUGAAUGUAAUGAAUGUGGAAAAUCCUUCUCUCAAAGCUCAGCCCUUACUGUACAUAUGAGAAGUCAUACUGGUGAAAAACCCUAUGAAUGUAAGGAGUGUAGAAAAGCCUUCAGCCACAAGAAAAACUUCAUUACACAUCAAAAGAUUCAUACCAGAGAGAAACCUUAUGAAUGUAAUGAGUGUGGGAAAGCUUUCAUUCAGAUGUCAAAUCUGGUUAGACACCAGAGAAUUCACACUGGAGAAAAACCCUAUAUAUGUAAAGAAUGUGGCAAAGCCUUUAGCCAGAAAUCAAAUCUCAUUGCUCAUGAAAAAAUUCAUUCUGGAGAGAAACCCUAUGAAUGUAAUGAAUGUGGUAAAGCCUUCAGCCAAAAGCAAAACUUUAUUACACAUCAGAAAGUUCACACUGGAGAGAAACCUUAUGAUUGUAAUGAAUGUGGUAAAGCCUUCUCUCAAAUUGCAUCCCUUACUCUUCAUCUGAGAAGUCACACAGGGGAAAAGCCUUAUGAAUGUGAUAAAUGUGGAAAAGCCUUCUCUCAGUGUUCUUUGCUUAAUUUACAUAUGAGAAGUCAUACAGGUGAGAAGCCCUAUGUAUGUAAUGAAUGUGGAAAAGCCUUCUCUCAAAGAACUUCCCUUAUUGUGCACAUGAGAGGUCAUACAGGUGAGAAACCCUAUGAAUGUAAUAAAUGUGGAAAAGCAUUUUCUCAAAGCUCAUCCCUUACUAUACAUAUACGAGGUCAUACAGGUGAGAAACCCUUUGACUGUAGUAGAUGUGGAAAAGCCUUCUCUCAAAUCUCAUCUCUUACACUUCAUAUGAGAAAACACACAGGUGAGAAGCCUUAUCAUUGUAAUGAGUGUGGUAAGGCUUUCAGCCAGAAGUCACACCUUGUUAGACACCAGAGAAUUCAUACACAUUAGUAUAAAACUCUAUAUAUUGUGAGUAUGGAAAAGCCUUCAGAAGGAAUUAGCAUCCUUGUACUUUAUGUAAUAGGUUCUAGAGCAGGAAACUAUGAAUGUGGGAAAGGCUUUUGAAGAAGUCACACACUUGUGAAACAUGACAAUUCUUACCAAAGUGACAAAUUAUAUAGUGAAAAAGUUGAACAUCAAAAACCUUCAGCAGUUAUCUAUUGUUAAUACUUAUUCAGCAUUCUCAUUAAAAUAUGAAAUAUCUCUGUCACUAGCAUAUACCAACAUGAUAUUUGAUCUCUUAGCCAAUGUAUUAAGCAAGAAAGAGACUGGGGGGAAAAGAAACUAUAAAAAUAACCUUUUACAUGAGAAAAAUAGUAAGAAAACAUGUUGAUAUAAAAUACCUAAUAAAUACAAAAUGAAUUGCAAGAAUUUUGUGUAAAACGAUAAAGCAUUUUGAAAGGCACAAAACACCCAAAAAUUUGAGAAAAAUAACAUUAUCUGAAAAGACGUUUAUAAAACAAAUUCUCUUACAAAUUUCAAAGUUGAAAAUAUUUCCACUCAGUUCUUACCAGUUAGUUAUAUUUUAAGAAUUUCACAAACUGAUUAAAAAAUGUAAGAAUGCAAAGGACCCACAAAUAGCUGAAAUGUGAAAAAUAGAAGAUACAGUCUACUAGAUAACACAUACUGUAUUUGAAGCUGGUAUCAUUUAAACAGUGUUUUUGUGAGUAGAUAAAUGAGUGAGAACAAACAAGUUUGGAGGAGAGAGAGACAGGAAUUUUAUGUGAUAGUGCUAUUAAAAUCACUAUGGAAAGGAUGUCCUAUUCAAUAAAUGGAAGAUCAAUAUGAACAAAAGAUGUUAGCUCUUUAUACCGUACACAAAGUAAAAUCCAAAUAGAUUGAAAAGCAGAAUAUAAAAAGCAAAAUUCUAAAACUAUGAUGAAAAUAGGAUAUAUUUAUUACUUUAGAAUAACAGAAUUUCUCUAAAAAUACAUAGAUAUGGAAUAAUCAGUUCUAUUUUGUUGUACUGGCUUCAGAGGCAUAUAUGUGCCCAAAGAGAUGUAUAUAUCACUAUGUUCACUGCAUCAUGAUUUGUAUUACUGUAAAGUGGACAAAACAUGAAUUUCCAUUAGAGGGGAUAGAUCAAUAUGAUGUAAUUAUUUUAUGAUAGUAUACAGUAUUUAGAUAAAGUACAAAUUUGACAUAUAUGGAUCACAAUAUAUGAGAAAAAUAUACAGUGAAAACAUUUGUCUACAUUUAAUAAAAUAAUUCAAAGAACAGUACAGUGUAUUGAUCAUGGGUCCAUAUAUGAUACUGGUUGCCUUUUAGGAAGUUGGAAAUGUUUGGAGGGAGUCAUAUUUGUAGUAUUUCUUAAAUAAAAUGAUGAAAGAAAA
This is a messenger RNA of Manis javanica (Malayan pangolin), 3281 nucleotides long. Lineage: Eukaryota; Metazoa; Chordata; Mammalia; Pholidota; Manidae. The record is from RefSeq and is a predicted model, not a curated record.